UUUCGCCUAUUAUUUCCUAAAAAAACAUAUAAAUAAUACAUAUUUCCUUAUUUAUGCAGAUGGUCGAAUUUAGCUGGAAGGAGGAUUCUCUGGAGAGUGGGCGUGCACAUUUCUCCGAGGCCAUCCACUCUUACAUCACAGAUGAGAGAGUAGGAUUUGCUGAGCCUGUCCCAGGAGUUGAGCUCUACCUCUGCCCUUCCCACCCAAAAAUACUCACCAUACUUACCCACAACCUCUCUAAGGAGCUCCUCGGCAGCAUCAGCUCUGUCCUCAAUGGCCUCAUCGGCAUUGUUGUAUGGAGAAGACCCCAUGCAACCAUAUCACCUAGAGUAUCUUCCCACCACCACCGUCAUGGCAGCUCGAAGAAACAUUCGAGUUCGAAAAAACGUCAUGAAAGCAUGAAUCAUUCAUUCCGCCGGAAUCCAAUGCCUCUACCCAAUGAUGAAGACGAUGUUCCGCCCGGCUUCGGCCCGCCUAUUGCGAGAGAGGAUGAUGAUCUUCCCGAGUUUGAUUUUUCUCGCGGCCGAAGCUCCCAUCGUGCAGGCGCAUUGGCGGCGAAGGCGACAGCGACGGCUCCGCCCUGUUCGUCCAACCACAUGAGGGAACUUAUCCAAAAGUAUGGGCAGGGGGAGAACAUCAUUAGCGAGUUGGGGAUUCCUGUCGAGCCGUGGAAUGAUGAAGAUGAUAUUCCUGAGUGGAAUCCAAAUCAAAAUAUGAGAUCGAUGCCGCCAUUACCGCCGCCUCCGCAGCACUCAAAAUAUGAGAUCGAUGCCGCCAUUACCGCCGCCUCCGCAGCACGUGUAUCAACAGCAACUUAUAAAUGCCCACCCAUUUGCAAUAAACCAGAACCUGAUGCCCCCGCAGUUCAUACCUCCUCCUCCUACGCCCAUCCAGCCCCAGGUUGGGGGAAUGCAGCCUAA
Phalaenopsis equestris is the source of this 920-nucleotide messenger RNA. RefSeq lists its product as uncharacterized. Bases 54 to 920 code for a protein of 288 amino acids. The record is from RefSeq and is a predicted model, not a curated record. NCBI's taxonomy places the organism in Eukaryota, Viridiplantae, Streptophyta, Magnoliopsida, Asparagales, Orchidaceae. Gene Ontology annotation, biological process: DNA-templated transcription. The transcript is spliced from 2 exons. Gene Ontology annotation, cellular component: nucleus.